AUGGAAGGAGAAAGACACGACUCUACGACGUCGCCUAGUCGUAAAAGGAGGCAUGAGCCACCUGACGAAAGACCGGCAAGCCACGUGGUAACGACGGCGUUUAAAGAGAAGCCGUAUAGAGGAAUACGGAAGAGGAAGUGGGGGAAGUGGGUGGCUGAGAUACGUGAACCAAACAAAAGAUCACGUCUUUGGCUCGGUUCUUACACGACCGCCGUAGCCGCCGCUAGAGCUUACGACACCGCCGUGUUCUACCUCCGUGGUCCCUCUGCUCGGCUCAACUUCCCUGAUCUUCUUUUUCAAGAAGCCGAUGGACGAACAGCCGCCGCCACCGCCGACAUGCCCGCCGCUCUUAUACGGGAGAAAGCAGCCGAGGUUGGCGCUAGAGUCGACGCGCUUCUCGCUUUGGCGGAGCCGGCGGCUGACUCCUCUUCACCGCCGGUAUUAGUUGAGAAACCCGAUUUGAAUCAAAUACCCGAAUCCGGUGACAUAUAG
Molecule: messenger RNA, 492 nt
Organism: Arabis nemorensis
Lineage: Eukaryota; Viridiplantae; Streptophyta; Magnoliopsida; Brassicales; Brassicaceae
Source: the annotation of a GenBank genome assembly